Messenger RNA from Phytophthora infestans T30-4, 177 nucleotides. RefSeq lists its product as uncharacterized. The record is from RefSeq and is a predicted model, not a curated record. Bases 1 to 177 code for a protein of 58 amino acids. The transcript is spliced from 3 exons. NCBI's taxonomy places the organism in Eukaryota, Oomycota, Peronosporomycetes, Peronosporales, Peronosporaceae.
AUGCUGCGUGCGAGCGAUAGAGAUCGCCUCUAUCUUCUCGUGAGGCGGGUGUCAGGCCUCGAGGAGCAGCCACCUAUUGCAGUGGCGCGCCCAGAUCAAGACCGCUUUGGCCGUCGUAUUUCCUGUUGUCAGUGCGAUGUUAUGGUGGAAGACGACGACGACAAGGAUGAUGAAUAG